CCGUACCCACAGCACCCAGUCCCAGUGCUGGGUGCUUCUCCGGGCAUGCAAUGAGCUAUUAAUGAAGCAUCAGUGGAUCCAGACCUUGAAGUAAAGUGUCACUAGGGAGAGGCAGAGAUGGGGAAAGAGAAAAUGAACUGGAAGCCUGAAAGCUGGGUUCAUUGGAAAAGAAGUGGGGUCUGGGGGUUAGAGCGGCUGGGCUGGGAGCCCAGAUGCCAGGGUUGAUGCUGCCUUUGGGAGAGAGGUGGGAUCUGGUGUGCUGAAGUUGGGGGAGGGAAAAACCCCACUUGGUGGGUUGGAGGGGGAAAGGGGAGACCCUGGAUUCACUGGGAGGAGGGCAGGCUCACAGGGGUUAAAUCCAGCAGCCAAGAUCACUGGACCCCAGCUCCCUUCCCCUUUCUGGUGCCAGUUGGAGGAAAGAGGAAGCUGGAAAGAGCAGAGUCCAAGGCAUCACCCGAUGACACGAACGUCCCAGCUUCCUCAUGCACAGAACCCAUCUGCCGGGAUCAUCUUUUCCCAGCCGGCCCCUCACCCUGCCCCACUUGCUAUCCCAAACCUGUGUUGUUCCCCCUCCACCAUGGGAGUCAUAGCCCUGGCAAGCCCAUUGGUCUCAGCUUUUGGGAAGCAUUUUGGGAAGGUGAAGGAAGAGUGCCAUCCUGACCCAUCAUCUUGCUCCAUCCUAGGUGAACCCUCCCUGUGGUGCUGCUGGCCUGCUCCCAAGAGAUUAUGGGAAACAAGCAUGGACACCUGCGAGCAUGAGACCCUGCCCUUUAUAAGACCUGACUCCUACCAUGCCUUGCUCCAACCCACCCAACCGCACUUCCCUCCCAAUUAACCCAGGCUCCCAGCCUCCCUUGUGCUAACAUCAGAACGGCCAUUUCCUGGGUCAGAUCAUCCGCCCGUUGUGCCCAGACCCCUGUGUCCUGCAGCGGUAGAGAGCAGAGGGUGGAUGGGAGGGUGACCGAGCUCUGAGCAGGGGUUUACUUGUGCUCGUGUUCUCAGGCCCCAGGCUGCAGAGCCCAGCAGGAUGGAGGGUCUCUGGGAGGACGUGUCCUGCUCCAUCUGCCUGGACAUCUUGGACAACCCUGUGUCCAUCAAGUGUGGCCACAACUUCUGCCACCAAUGCCUCUCCAAGUACUGGGAUGAGGUCCUGGCACAGGGUGAGGUAACCCAGUGCCCUGAGUGCCGGCAGCCAUGUGCCAGGGACCACGUGAUGCCUGACACGCGUCUGAGAAGUGUGGUGGAGAAGAUCAUAGAGAUGGAGCAGAAGGCACCGCCGGCUCUUCCAGAGCCCAUUAAAGCGGUGCAGGUCAUGGAUGUGGACAAAGAUCAGCACCUGCUGACAAACGAGGAAGCACUGAGUUGCUGCCUAGAGCAGGAGACAGUGCGGAGCAGCCCCGUCUGCCUCAUCUCCAUCAUCGGAGAGCAGCGCGGUGGCAAGUCUUUCCUCAUGAGCCACCUGCUGCGCCAGCUGCGUCACCAGGAGGCAUCAGACAACUCCUGGAUGACCUGGGAGGAAGAAGCUGAGAGCAGCUUUCCUUUCCGAGAUGGAAUGGACACUGUGACCAAGGGGGUGUGGAUGUGGCCCCAGCCCCUUUGGGUCCAGGGCCCACAAGGGAAGGUUGCCGUAUUCCUGGUGGACACCGAGGGCUCCCUGGACCUGCAGCAGCACAUGGAGACUAGUAUCAAGCUCUGUGUGUUCAGCAUCUUGCUCAGCUCCUACCAGAUAUUCAAUAUCUCCUCCAAGUUCAAACGCUCAGAAGAGGACUACUUGGAGAUGUUCAUUAAGGUCACAAGAGAGGUUGGCAACACAUGCAAUCUCAAUCCACUUCAGCAUCUGGACCUGCUGGUUCGGGACUGGCAACUUUCUCAUGACUAUGGAGCUGAAGGAGGAAGGAAAUAUCUGGACCAUAUCCAAGUGGAUCUGAGGAAAAGUCCUGGCCAUGACACGGUCCUGCAAGUCCUACAGGCAGAAACAACUCAGUGUUACCUUUUGCCCCACCCUGGCAUGCAGUUCAUUGGAAGGAGUGAAGGGACUUUAGCUGACAUGAGUGAGCCAUUCAGGCACCACCUGAGGGCCUACGUCACUGGCGUGGUGGACUCUGCUGGUACGAGCUUUCGGACGAACUCAAAAGGAAAUGUGCUGACUGGAGGAGAACUGAUGGAGAGGAUCAAGAUGGCAAAGUCAUUUGCAAAUAUAAGAACAGUGCAAAGAAUUAAGGAGAAGUAUUCUGAAUUUCUGCAGGAGCAGGAUGAAAGCACCCAGGCCAUGGUGCAAUGCUUGAAGGUGAAACUCAGCAAAAUGAGGCAGCACCUGGACCAGAAACUCCAGGACUUCAAGCAGAAAUGUGAGGCUGAACUGCAGGGAAAGGAGGCCCAGAAACAGGAGAUCCUGAAGGAGCUGGAGAAAGACCUGGGAGAGAAGAUGGAGGCGUACCUGAAGAAGUACCAGAAGCGGUACCGGAAGAAGGCUAUGAUGGCGGGUUUAGCUGUGGGGGGCAGUGCCCUGGCCUUGGCUGGGGGGGCCAUUGGAGCAGUGACCGCAGGGAUGAUUGCAGCAGAGGUGACUGUCAUGGCGUCUGGGGCAGCGGUGGGCGCUGGAGGCCUGGGUGCUGUUGGUGCCGGGGUGGGUGCAGCAGUGGCGCGGUUUGUUGCCAGAAGGAAGACCCAAAACACCACAGUGCGCUACAGCAAGGGCACUGCAGGUGAGGGGGAAGUCAUAGAUGAUUCAGAGAACAUGCCCCUGCUGAGAGGGGUCAAUGGUUGACAUGCGCCUUCCUGCCCCUGAGCCCUGGGAACCCAUGGGUGUGACAGCUGACAAGUACGUCUGUGUGAUAAAGGUGCUUGCUGAAGGCUCUAUGAAGUUUAGACCAAGGGUUUUUCUGCAUUUGUUUAGAUAUUAAGCUAUAUGUUGUUGCUAAGAGCUUAAUUAAAGUUUAAAACGUAGUAAGGCCUUGAAUAAAGUAAGGCCUAGUAAAUUUAGCAAAGCCUUGAAAUAGUAAGGCCCUGUGGCAUAGUCAAAAUUAUCUUAUCAAAGUAUUGCAAGGCUUGUACUGCUAUUGGUCAGUCUAAGGACAGUUGAAGUAAAAAGAAUCUGAGUGGUUGUACGUUAUCAGAACCAUUCAGAAGCUAUAAAUUAGCUGGAAUAUCCGGAAAUCAU
Messenger RNA from Alligator sinensis (Chinese alligator), 3160 nucleotides. RefSeq names its product RING finger protein 112. Lineage: Eukaryota; Metazoa; Chordata; Crocodylia; Alligatoridae. The record is from RefSeq and is a predicted model, not a curated record. Gene Ontology annotation, molecular function: GTPase activity; GTP binding. The transcript is spliced from 11 exons. Gene Ontology annotation, biological process: endoplasmic reticulum organization; protein homooligomerization. Bases 1028 to 2767 code for a protein of 579 amino acids.